UCUAAACCCAUAAACCACCUCUCCCUCUACCCUUUUCUCUUCCUUCCAAACCCUUAACCAAAACCUAUCUUCUUACAGGAGAAGCAGCUCACUUCCAUGAAUUACCAAUGAAUAACGUAUCAUCUAAACUCACAUGGAAGAGUGGAUAGAAGAUAGAUAAGCUUGAUUCAGCUUAAAAUUUGGUGGCAAAUACUUCAAACCACUUCUCUUUCCCUUUUUUUGCUGAAACCUGUAGAUAUUCAAAGCAGUCUGCAAACAAAAAUAGCAACUUUAUAGUCUUUUUUCUCUUCUGAUCUAUCAGAAUUCAGUUGAUUCUUCUACUUCGUAGAUGAUUGUUGAUGAUAUUAGGUUUGAAUUUUGAAGGGGAAGAGCAAAAAUGGAUCCAAUAACAGCUCAUGGUCGUCACCUCCCUCCUUUACUCGCUAGAGAUCUUCAUCUAAACCCCCACCAUCAAUUUCAACACCACCACCAACAGCAGCAGCAAAAUUCCAAAGACGAGCAAAAUCGUGGCCAGAAACGAGAUCGAGAAGAAACAGCCACCACCACCACGACUGACACGGGAGGAGGGAAAGAGUUAGCCUUAUCCGAAGGCGAAAACACGAGAAGACCGCGCGGCAGGCCUGCUGGUUCCAAGACCAAGCCUAAGCCACCGAUCAUCAUAACCCGAGAUAGCGCCAAUGCUCUCCGGUCCCACGUUAUGGAAAUCGCCACCGGCUGUGAUAUUAUGGAAAGUGUUUCGACUUUCGCCAGGCGAAAACAAAGAGGGGUUUGCAUUUUGAGCGGGGGCGGAACCGUAAUGAAUGUAACCUUGAGGCAACCCGGAGCUCCUGGUGCAGUCGUGAAUUUACAAGGAAGGUUCGAAAUUUUAUCACUUUCUGGGUCGUUUUUGCCUCCUCCGGCACCGGCGGCUGCAUCGAAAUUGGCCAUAUAUUUAGCUGGCGGUCAAGGUCAAGUAGUAGGAGGAACCGCGGUGGGACCACUUAUUGCUUCGGGUCCGGUGUUGGUUAUGGCAGCUUCUUUUGGUAAUGCGGCGUAUGAAAGGCUUCCAUUGGAAGAAGAAGAAGAAAAAUCAGUGGAGCCCCCGAUUCCCGGUAGCGGAACCUUAGGGUCACCGGGAACCAUGGCUACUCAACAACAACAACAACAACAGCAACUAUUGCAAGAUCCCAAUGGAUCUUUUGCUCAAGGAUUGCCACCAAAUCUUCUAAAUUCAAUCCAAAUGCCAGCCGAUGCCUACUGGGGCACAGGUCAUCCACCUUAUUAAUAAAAACACAGAAAAUUCCCUGCCUUCCUUUCUUUUUCUCUUCCUUCAUUUUCAUUUUUCACUUCUUGUUAGUUUAUUCCUCUUCCUUUUUUAUAAAAUAGUUUGAUGUUUUAAGUUUGAUCAUCAUGGCUUUGAUUUGUAGAAGGAUAUGUACAAAUUUCCUGGAAUAUUUCUCCCUGGUGUGGGUUUUUUUCCAGUUGUAUUUUCAUAAAAAGGUAGCCUUUUACUCAGCCGUGCUCAUUAUAGUAGCUUAAAUGAUUAAGAAGGACAAGAAGCGUGCAAGUCAUUUCUCUAUGUUGGAAGAAAAGCAAGGGAGAUGGGAAUGGGAGGUUAUGGGCUUAGUGUUUUGUUGUCUUUCGCUGUAUGUUUUUUUUUUCUUGCUUUGAUAAUGCUAUAGGUUUCAUUGUGGAAUCAGCCUGUUCGGUUACACGUGCGCUGCUCUGCAAGAUAAAGAAGAAAGCUCCUUUCCGAGGCAACCAUUUCCAUUUCCUUGUAUAAUUCCCAUGUAAAAAUGCCAAGCAAAGCAAACCACAACAACACCAGUAACAAGCACUACAAACUGGCUCUGAAUCUGAUCCUCAUGCGUUAAGGUUUCAUCUUUCUCGGGAAAAAUAAAAACUGUCACUGCCAUUAUACGUGUAAGAUGACAUGGAUUGAAUCAAUUAGAGGAGGUAAGUU
Messenger RNA from Hibiscus syriacus, 1942 nucleotides. Its product is annotated as AT-hook motif nuclear-localized protein 22-like. Gene Ontology annotation, biological process: vegetative to reproductive phase transition of meristem. Gene Ontology annotation, cellular component: nucleus. The coding region runs from base 377 to 1264 and encodes 295 amino acids. Lineage: Eukaryota; Viridiplantae; Streptophyta; Magnoliopsida; Malvales; Malvaceae. Gene Ontology annotation, molecular function: minor groove of adenine-thymine-rich DNA binding; DNA-binding transcription factor activity. The record is from RefSeq and is a predicted model, not a curated record. The transcript has a single exon.